ACACUAUAGUACUUUUUCAAACAAAUUGGUAGGCUAUAAAUGUUAAUGACAUUUUCAAUCAAAUUCAGAAGGCUUUGGUUUUCACUUCUCCGGAAUAUGGAAUCGCCCGACAACAGGCUGUACAUGUGCACCGUUUGCUUCCAACGAUACCUGUGGAAGGAUCUCUCGGAUAAGGAACACCGGUGCUUCCGCUGUCGCUUGCCACCAAAAGUAUGUUUAAUCUGCAGUACGAAGUUCGAGCCCCGAGAUAAGAUCACUAACUACUGCAAACGCUGCGAUUUCUACAUACACAAACAUGUGGCCGUCAAGCCACCUCCGAUUCCCGAAGGACGAGAGGACUUUGAGCCAAACAGAGAGGGAUCCUCGUUCACAGAACGCUGGGAGGAGAUUAAGGCGGCCUCUGGCAUAACCGACGACUAUUUGAGUGACUAAGUUCGAGAAUCACAG
Molecule: messenger RNA, 447 nt
Organism: Drosophila subpulchrella
Lineage: Eukaryota; Metazoa; Arthropoda; Insecta; Diptera; Drosophilidae
Product: protein FAM76B
Exons: 2
Coding region: 40-432 (130 amino acids)
Source: RefSeq, a predicted model, not a curated record